Impatiens glandulifera is the source of this 1455-nucleotide messenger RNA. Its product is annotated as calcium uptake protein, mitochondrial. The record is from RefSeq and is a predicted model, not a curated record. Gene Ontology annotation, biological process: mitochondrial calcium ion homeostasis; calcium import into the mitochondrion. Gene Ontology annotation, cellular component: uniplex complex. Bases 132 to 1187 code for a protein of 351 amino acids. Gene Ontology annotation, molecular function: calcium ion binding. The transcript has 6 exons. Lineage: Eukaryota; Viridiplantae; Streptophyta; Magnoliopsida; Ericales; Balsaminaceae.
AGACCACACUUGAUAAACAUUAGGAUUUUAUGUAACUGGUUCGUCAAUAUUGUCUAUUUGAUGAAUCAUUUAUCACCAUUGCAGAGACAUACAGGAGAAAAAUUUUCUUCAACUAUGAGAAGCGUAUAAGGAUGAGAAGUUCCCCGGAAAAGGUUUUUGAGUACUUUGCAUCUUAUCGUACCCCAGAAGGAGAUAUUUUCAUGACACCGGAUGAUCUAAUGCGAGCCAUUGUUCCAGUUUUUCCACCAUCUGAAUCAAACCUGGUGAGAGAUGGAUAUCUUAGAGGAGAGAGGAGUCCUGGACACCUACGUUGUACUCCUUCAGAGUUAUUUAUGCUUUUUGACAUGAACGGUGAUGGCCUUAUUUCCUUUAAAGAGUACAUUUUCUUCGUUACAAUGUUAAGCAUCCCAGAGACAAGCUUUACCGUAGCUUUUAAAAUGUUCGACAGUGACUGCAACGGAGAGAUAGACCGAGAGGAAUUCAAGCGUAUUAUGACAUUGAUGCGCGCUCACAAUAGACAAGGGGCUUUCCAUAGUAAUGGGCGUCGACCUGGGAUGAAAGUUGGCGGAGCAGUAGAAGAAGGAGGUUUGGUUGAGUACUUCUUUGGUGAAGACGGAAAGCAGCAUCUCGAAUAUGGAAAAUUUGUCCAAUUCUUGAAGUCUCUUCAUGAUGAGAUGGUGAAGCUAGAAUUUGCUCACUAUGACUACAAGUCACGCGGGACUAUGUCAGCCAAGGACUUUGCAUUAUCCAUUGUUGCUUCGGCUGAUAUGAAGCAUUUAAGCAAGCUGCUUGAUCGAGUUGAAGAAAUGAGCAAUGAUUCAGAAUUUGGUAAAAUACGCAUUUCAUUUGAAGAAUUCAAGAGCUUUGCUGAUCUACGAAAACACCUGGAGUCAUUUUCUCUAGCCCUUUUUACUUUUGGGAAAUCAAAUGGUUUACUCACAAGAGAGGAUUUCCAGCGGGCUGCUUCCCAGGUAUGCGGCAUCUCCUUGACAGACAAUGUGGUUGAUAUAAUUUUUCACAUAUUUGAUACAAACCGUGAUGGAAGUUUAAGCUCCACUGAACUGUUAAGAGUUCUACAUAAAAGGGUAAGAGAUAUUGGGCAUCCCACAGAGGCUGGUAUGAUGAACUUCCUAUCUUGCUUCUGGAACUGUUCGAAAAACUCUUCUAGCUUACUUUUUAGAGGAUAGAGUUUGCUCUAUUUCAUCAACGUUAUUACAGCAGGCGAUGUGGGGGAAUACGGGAUACAGGCAUUUAGAUAUGCUUAAUUUAUCUUUGUAACUUUGGUGACUCAACUUUCUUAUAAAAAGUUUCUAAUAGUAGUGUAAAUGUUGAUUAUAUAACAUGCUCUGCUACUACAGUAUAACUAGCUCUCUAAUACAAGUCCCGGCCUGAAAACUGGGCUCCUUUUUUUUUUACUAUAGUAACAAACAAAAUAUCAGAUUUGAUAUUUCUGAG